AUGGCAGCCAGGAUGUUCCGCUUUUGUCGGACUGUAUUUUUCAUGUUGCUUUUGGGUACAUCUUUAAGUGUUAACGCUGAUGAUAGCGAGGACACUAUCAUGGUGAUAGGGUGUCCCUUCACCUCCAUAUAUAACUUUGGUACGUUGUCAAAGGUUACUGGAAAUUAUGAAGUGGUAGAUUAUAUAUCCUCAGCUUUUCGUCUUACAUCUCCGAAACCAUAUGCAGCAAACAAGAAAGAUGGGAAGUUUGUUUAUGGAGCAGACUUUGUAGUAGAAGGUUCAACUGCGCUCGACACGUAUUUUACAACCAACAAUUCUGUCAGCAAACAAGUUGAUCAGUUCGUGACACAUCUAUCGUCUAUCUGCUCCAACCGUCAGGAGUGUUGGAAGAAGCUACGUCAUGCAGUUUUCUUGGUGGAGGAAUUCGGAAGCAGGGACUACUUUCAUGCCAUCUCGGAGGGUAUAAAGGUGAGGGAGGUGGAAGAGGCUCUCGUACCUAAAGUUGUUGAAUCGAUCAUAAAUUCCGUAACCAUACUGAUUCAAGCCGGUGCUAGGAACGUUAUGGUUCAUGGAAAUUGA
Messenger RNA from Papaver somniferum (opium poppy), 579 nucleotides. RefSeq lists its product as uncharacterized. The transcript has a single exon. NCBI's taxonomy places the organism in Eukaryota, Viridiplantae, Streptophyta, Magnoliopsida, Ranunculales, Papaveraceae. The coding region runs from base 1 to 579 and encodes 192 amino acids. The record is from RefSeq and is a predicted model, not a curated record.